This is a messenger RNA of Helianthus annuus (common sunflower), 3440 nucleotides long. RefSeq names its product pre-mRNA-splicing factor ATP-dependent RNA helicase DEAH1. Gene Ontology annotation, cellular component: catalytic step 2 spliceosome; intracellular anatomical structure. Bases 363 to 3374 code for a protein of 1003 amino acids. The transcript has 22 exons. Gene Ontology annotation, molecular function: RNA binding; ATP binding. The record is from RefSeq and is a predicted model, not a curated record. NCBI's taxonomy places the organism in Eukaryota, Viridiplantae, Streptophyta, Magnoliopsida, Asterales, Asteraceae.
GCUUUGGUAACAAGUUAAAAUAUGGUGAACAUACAAAUGCCCCCAUAUACAAAAACCCUACCUUGAGAUCAUGUGCAUGCUUCUGCUUAAUUUCCUCGGAGACGCAAAAAGUGGAAUUUGAAGGUGUACGGCUCUUCCACGCACUUCAGGCAAUGUAAUUUCUGGAUGAGCCAAUACUGGUGAUGAGACCUUAUAUAACAACUUAUGCUAUCCAUUAGAGCACCAACAAUGUGUACAUUGUGGGUUAUCCGAAUCUACUCAUCAAAAUUCCGGACGCGAGUGGCAAGGUUCAACAUCGUGGGUGCCGUUUGCAAAGCAAGUCCGGAAAUUUGGUCUGGAAAUCCAGACACCGUUUCGGACGAAUGUUAGACAUGGGCAGCGACUUGAAGGCCUGGGUUUCAGAUAAACUGAUGUCCCUCAUAGGAUUUUCACAGCCCACAUUGGUCCAGUAUGUGAUUAGUUUAUCUAAGAAAGCUUCAUCACCUUCUGAUGUAUAUAAUCAUCUUAAAGACAUGCAAGUGUCAUCUUUAAGCGACACACAUGCGUUUGCUGAAGAGAUAUUUCGGAAGGUUGAACAUAAGAGUUCUGGAUCAAAUGUUUAUCGACAACGAGAAGAGGCUGCAGCAAUGCUAGCCAGAAAGCAGAGGAAUUACAAACUGUUGGCUGAUGCCGAUGAUGAAAGUGGCGAACAUGGCAGUUCUGUCAAGUCUAAAAAGACUGAUAAAAAGGCGAAAAGUUUCAGAAAGAAGAGAGAAACCAAAGAAGAUGAAGAUGAUGAGGGAGCUGUAAAUCUUAAAGAAGAUAGACUAGUUAGACAAAAAGUUUCCCGUGAUGAUUCAGAUGACGGCAUUGAAGCUAUAAGGAGAUUUUCGAGGCAGGAAUAUUUUAAGAAAAGAGAGCAGAAGAAAUUAGAGGAAAUCAGAGAUGAUAUUGUAGAUGAAGAGAAUCUAUUUGGGGAUGUCAAAGUAUCGGAAAUUGAACAACGCAACUAUAGAUAUAAAAAGCAAAUAUAUGAGGUGGUGACGAAGCGGUCUCAAGAGGAUGACAACAUGAACACGUAUCGGAUGCCUGAUGCUUAUGAUGCAGAAGGUGGUGUUAAUCAAAAGAAAAGAUUUGCUGUAGCUACGGAGCGCUACAGAGACUUGAAAGAUGGAGAUAAGAUGAACCCGUCUGCUGAACAAGAAGCAUGGGAGGAUCAUCAGAUUAGAAAAGCAACACUAAAAUUUGGGUCAAAGAACAAAAAACUGCCUGAAAACUACGGUUUUGUGUUUGAGGACCAGAUCGAGUGCAUACAGGGUCAAGUCAUGGGUGGUGAACAUGUUGAUGACGAAGCAUAUCAAGAGGAACAUGAAAAAUCCAAGGCAAAAUCAGCACAUAAGAAGCUUUUGGCAGACAGAAAAACAUUACCUGUAUAUUCCUAUCGAGAGUCAUUGCUCAAAGCUGUUGAAGAUCAUCAGGUUAUUAUCAUUGUUGGUGAGACUGGUUCUGGGAAGACCACUCAGAUACCCCAAUAUCUCCAUGAAGCUGGAUACACAAAACGUGGAAUGAUAGGGUGUACACAGCCUAGACGAGUUGCUGCUAUGAGUGUUGCCGCUAGAGUUUCUCAAGAAAUGGGAGUCAAACUUGGGCAUGAGGUUGGCUAUUCGAUACGUUUUGAAGAUUGUACUUCUGACAAGACGGUGCUUAAAUAUAUGACUGAUGGCAUGUUACUACGAGAGUUUCUUAGUGAACCUAAUCUUAAAAGUUACAGUGUGGUGAUGGUGGAUGAGGCUCAUGAGAGGACAUUGUCAACUGAUAUCUUGUUCAGUUUAGUUAAGGAUGUAGCUCGGCAUCGUCCCGACCUCAAGUUGCUUAUUUCAAGUGCCACUCUUGAUGCAGAGAAAUUCCGCCACUAUUUCGGUUCUGACAUGAUUUUUGAAAUUCCAGGAAGGCAAUUUCCCGUAGAAAUAAAUUACACAAAAGCACCAGAAGUUGAUUACUUGGAUGCUGCAAUUGUCACAGCUCUUCAGAUUCAUGUCACGCAGCCACCUGGCGAUGGUGACAUACUGGUCUUUCUCACUGGUCAGGAAGAAAUCGAAACAGCCGAAGAGAUUCUUAAACACCGGACACGAAGAUUAGGGAGUAAAAUAGCAGAACUGAUAAUAUGUCCGAUUUACGCAAAUCUCCCAACUGAACUUCAGGCUAAAAUAUUUGUACCUACUCCUGGAGGGGCCCGCAAGGUGGUCCUUGCGACAAACAUUGCAGAAACGUCAUUAACAAUUGAUGGUAUUAAAUACGUGAUUGAUCCAGGUUAUGUUAAGCUGAAAUCUUACAACCCUCGUACGGGAAUGGAAUCAUUACACGUCACGCCUAUCUCAAAAGCGUCUGCAAAUCAACGAGCGGGUCGAUCUGGACGAACGGGGCCUGGGAAGUGCUUUAGGUUAUAUACUGCUUACAACUAUUUUAGUGAUUUGGAUGAGAGCACGGUCCCAGAGAUCAAACGAACCAACCUCGCCAAUGUUGUUCUCUGUCUAAAGAGCCUCGGGAUUCCUGACUUGUUGGAUUUCGAUUUUAUGGACCCGCCACCAGUUGAUGCAUUACUCAAAGCUUUGGAGCUACUUUAUGCGUUAGGUGCACUUAACAAAGAUGGUGAAUUGACUAGAGUGGGUAGAAAGAUGGCAGAAUUUCCACUUGAUCCAAUGUUGUCCAAGAUGAUUGUUGCAUCCGACAAGUACCGGUGCUCAGAUGAGAUCAUUUCGAUUGCUGCCAUGUUGUCAACUGGAAGUUCUAUUUUUUAUCGUCCGAAAGAUAAACGAGUUCAUGCUGACGAUGCACGCUCGAAUUUUCAUAUGGGUAAUGUUGGAGAUCACAUAGCACUGCUUAAGGUUUACAAUUCAUGGAAAGACACAAACUAUUCCACUCAGUGGUGCUAUGAGAAUUACAUCCAGGUGAGGAGUAUGAAGCGUGCCCGAGACAUAAGAGAUCAAUUGAAGGGGCUUUUAGAAAGAGUUGAAAUCGAGUUAACAUCAAACCCUGGCGAUUUGGAAGCAAUUAAGAAGGUCAUAGCUUCAGGAUACUUCCCUCACUCAGCAAAGCUGCAAAUGUACGGUUCUUAUAGGAGCGUUAAACAUCCUCAGACUGUUGUUCAUAUCCACCCAAGCUCUGGUUUAGCUCAGGUACUACCAAGGUGGGUGAUAUACCACGAGCUGGUCGAAACAAGUAAGGGGUACAUGCGACAGGUGAGUGAAAUAAAACCCGAGUGGCUUGUGGAAAUUGCACCUCAUUAUUAUCAACUCAAGGAUGUUGAAGAUUUGGCAUCAAAGAAAAUGCCACGUGGACGAGGCCGGGCAGAGCUUAGAAGUGUUAAACCAACAACUGUGCUUAUGAGAGGCUGAAUUUGUCAUUUAACUGUAGUUACAAAAAAGUAUUGGUUUUCAAAAUGCAAGUGAAUAUAUUCGGUU